GUUCGAAAUCGCGACGACGCUUCAACGCCAUCAAACCGGUGCUGCCGGAAUUCGCAGUCUGAAGUCUCUCAUUUUCUGACAGAUAAUGGGCUGGUGGAGCAUUCUUCUGCUGGGGCUGCUGGGAGGCCACCACGCGGCGUCAGCUGCCGAAGCGGCUUCAUCGGUGUGUGACAGGGCAGCCCUCGUCCCCGCCUUCGGCGACGAUUCAGAGGCAUUCGAUAUCUGCUGCUACUCAGGUCAGGUGCAUAGUGCAGCACCUGCUCACAUCCGUCUACUGGACAUCCAACGCCUUUCUGCCCUCUGUGCUGUGUCCAGGAACGUUUCUGGUAAAAAUGCUGUCAGAGCUGAAUGGCGGCGACAAGAAGACUGUAGAUCACGUAAGGAAUGGAUGGAUGUGAGCCGCAUCGCUCUCCCCUCUCUCUCUCUGAGACUCAUUGAUGCAUUUCUCCCACUUACUGCGUGCAGGUGUACGAGAACCUGCAGCCCUACCUUGGUGGUGCUGCCGAGAUUUCCAAGCUGCCAGACCCAGCGCAGCGCGCCGACCUCACCAACCUGCGCACGGAGGUGGGGGAGACCGAUAAAGCGGCCCUUCAGGGGUACGACCAGCUGCUGGCGACUGGGCUGUGCUACGGCAAGCUGACGAACUGGAUCCUCGACCCAUCCAAGGGCCUGCAGAGCAAGGAUGGCGUCCUCCUGGCCGUGCCGUCCUACCGUGGAAGGGAGAAGGAGGAGGUGAUCGACCUGCUCAUGCGGCUGUAUCACUCGGACGACUACGAUGAGAUCGUGCAUUCGUGCGCGGGCGUCCUGCUUGACAAACGAUAGGCGGGCA
Vitrella brassicaformis is the source of this 829-nucleotide messenger RNA. The record is from the annotation of a GenBank genome assembly. Lineage: Eukaryota; Vitrellaceae.